Molecule: messenger RNA, 3310 nt
Organism: Phragmites australis (common reed)
Lineage: Eukaryota; Viridiplantae; Streptophyta; Magnoliopsida; Poales; Poaceae
Product: probable LRR receptor-like serine/threonine-protein kinase At1g67720
Exons: 15
Coding region: 355-3162 (935 amino acids)
Biological process (GO): protein phosphorylation
Molecular function (GO): ATP binding; protein kinase activity
Source: RefSeq, a predicted model, not a curated record
UCUCUCGAUUUAUGUCCCAAUCGGCCGAACACUUACUUUAUUAUUGCUAUUAGUUAAAGACGAGCUAGCGCACCAUGAAGUACCCCUACUCCCGCUGGCACAAGCACAAUCAUAUUCAUCUCCAUCUAGCUCGCCUUGGUCAAUUACUCAGUUGAGAGGAUAGUUUAAGUUGCAGGAGGAAUCGAACCCUGUCCAAGAUUCAGGCCAUUGCUAUCGACUAAGUAGGAGGUAGGAGCUUCGGCUUUGCUUUGGGGAAGAAAAGGAGCUUACCUUCUUGCUCCUCCCCUCUCCUCCCUGCGGCUUCGAGAGAGAGAGAGAGAGAGAGAGAGAGAGAGAGAGCGUGGAGCAAGUUCCAUGGCUUCCGCCUUCGCCGCCGCCGCUCUCCUCCUCCACUUCCUGUUGCAGUUGCUGCUCUUCCUUUCACCGUCAGCUGCCCAGCCUGGUUUCAUUAGCUUGGACUGUGGGGGAGCUGAUGAUUACACAGAUGGCAUCGGGAUCCAGUGGACUUCUGAUACUACCUUUGUCUCUGGUGGCCAGACAGCACAAUUGUUGGUAAAAAACGACCAGCAGAAGCAGCAGUUCACAACCGUGCGUUAUUUCCCCGCAGACAACAGGAAGUAUUGCUAUACCAUGAACGUCAGGAACAGGACGCGCUACCUCGUCAGAGCCAGUUUCCUCUAUGGCAACUUUGACAACAGCAACGUCUAUCCAAAGUUCGACCUCUCCCUCGGAGCAACUCCCUGGUCCACCAUUGUAAUCGAUGAUGCGACCACCCCGGUAGUCGAGGAGGCAAUCAUCUUAGCCGCUGCACCGACACUGAGCGUUUGCCUCUCUAAUGCCAGUACAGGGCAGCCUUUCAUUUCUACUCUGGAGCUUCGCCAGUUUAACGGCUCACUCUACUACACCACUGAUGAAACUCGCUUCUUUCUUACACUGUCUGCAAGGAUAAAUUUUGGAGCAGAAAGCAAUGAGUCUGUCAGAUACCCUGAUGAUCCAUUUGAUAGAAUAUGGGAAUCCGAUUCUGUGAGGAGAGCAAAUUACCUUGUUGAUGUUGCUCCAGGGACUGAAAGAAUAUCAACUACAAAACCCAUAUUCGUCAGUACCAAUGAAGAACCACCUGAAAAGGUCAUGCAAACAGCAGUAGUUGGCCAGGAUGGGUCCUUAAACUACCGCCUCGAUUUGGAAGGAUUCCCAGGAAAUGCAUGGGGAGUCUCAUAUUUCGCAGAAAUUGAAGAUUUGACACCAAAUGAAACUAGAAAAUUUAAGCUAGUGAUCCCAGGCAUGCCAGCAUUCAGUAAACCGACUGUUGAUGUGGAGGAGAAUGCUCAGGGGAAAUAUCGUCUGUAUGAACCAGGCUAUACGAAUAUGUCACUUCCUUUUGUGUUUUCCUUUGGGUUCAACAAAACGAAUGAUUCUUCAAAUGGGCCUAUUUUGAAUGCCAUGGAGAUUUACAAAUAUGUCCAAAUUACUAUGGGAUCUCAAGAUGCAAAUACCAUGGCUAGCUUGGUAUCACGAUAUUCACAAGCAGGAUGGGCACAAGAGGGUGGUGAUCCAUGUUUACCAGCAUCAUGGUCCUGGGUGCAAUGCAGUUCAGAAGCUGCUCCAAGGGUAUUCUCAAUCACAUUGUCUGGGAAGAACAUUACAGGAAGUAUCCCGGUGGAGCUGACAAAGUUAUCAGGGCUGAUUGAGCUAAGGCUCGAUGAUAAUUCAUUUUCUGGCCAAAUUCCUGAUUUCAGAGAAUGCCGCAAUUUGCAGUAUAUUCACCUUGAGAACAAUCAAUUAACUGGUGAAUUGCCACCUUCUUUGGGAGACCUACCUAACUUGAAAGAGUUGUAUGUUCAGAACAACAAGCUAUCUGGACAGGUUCCAAAAGCACUUUUGAGGAGAAGCAUCAUUUUUAAGUUUGCAGGCAACAGUGGCCUUCACAUCGUAAACAAUGGCAUUAGCCACACUGUAAUAAUUAUUAUAUGUGUCGUGAUUGGGGCCAUUAUAUUAUUAGGUGCUAUUGGAUGUUAUUUGUUUACAUGUAGGAGAAACAAGAAACCUUCAGAUGACACUGUUCUUAUUGCAGCACCAGCAAAAAAACUAGGCUCAUAUUUCAGUGAAGUAGCUACAGAAUCAGUGCACAGAUUUUCGUUGUCUGAAAUUGAAGAUGCUACUGACAAAUUCGAAAGAAGAAUUGGCUCUGGAGGAUUUGGCAUAGUAUACUAUGGAAAGCUGACAGAUGGGAGAGAGAUUGCAGUCAAACUUCUCACAAAUGACUCCUAUCAGGGCAUCCGAGAAUUCUUGAAUGAGGUAACAUUGCUUUCCAGAAUACAUCAUAGACACCUGGUGACCUUCCUUGGAUACAGUCAGCAAGAUGGAAAAAACAUACUUGUAUAUGAGUUCAUGCAUAAUGGGACAUUAAAAGAGCACCUUCGUGGAGCUGCUGAUGAAAAAAUAACUAGCUGGCUCAAGCGUCUUGAGAUUGCAGAAGAUGCUGCAAAAGGUAUAGAGUAUCUCCAUACAGGAUGCUCCCCAACAAUCAUUCAUAGAGACGUCAAGAGCAGUAACAUUCUCCUCGACAAGAACAUGAGAGCAAAAGUUGCAGACUUUGGUCUGUCAAAACCUGCAGUCGACGGGUCUCAUGUAUCAAGUAUAGUUCGAGGAACAGUUGGGUAUCUGGACCCAGAGUACUAUAUCUCGCAGCAGCUGACAGAGAAGAGCGACAUCUACAGCUUUGGCGUCAUUUUACUUGAGCUAAUCUCAGGGCACGAGCCAAUCUCAAAUGACAACUUUGGGCUCAACUGCCGUAACAUUGUUGCGUGGGCUAGAUCGCACAUCGAGAGCGGGAACAUACACGCCAUCGUUGAUGAAUCGUUGGACAGCGGCUACGACCUGCAAUCAGUGUGGAAGAUCACGGAGGUAGCUAUAAUGUGCGUGAAGCCCAAAGGCGCGCAGAGGCCAGCCAUCUCGGAGGUGCUCAAGGAGAUCCAGGACGCCAUCGCCAUCGAGCGGGGACCCCAGAUGCAUCGCACUAUCCAACAGCAGCUCAUGUCCAACAGGUCCAUGGAGGGUUCGUCGUCCGUGAACAACACUGGGGAUAGUAGUAGUGUGGCGGUGGACUUGGAGCAGAACGGAUCAUCCUUGGACGAGCUGCUCAUGCGGCCGGGUCUCAGAUGAGCCCUCCUUGUAUGUAUGCAUGUACGGGUUGUCAGUAAUUGUAGCUAGCAAGCAAGGGGAAAUUAAGUUUUGGCAAAUCAGUUGAGUAUCCAUCGAUGUGAAGACUGACUAGAAGAGGCGAAAGAAUGGUGAUGGAUCGUCUGUCGGA